AUGUCGAGUGGCGUGCCAUACAUUGGGAGCAAGAUCAGCUUGAUCACCACCUCGGACAUAAGAUACGAGGGGAUCCUAUGUACACUCAACAAAGAGGAGUCCACUAUAGCAGUGCAGAACGUCAGAUCCUUCGGCACCGAAGGACGGACAGAUGGCGCUCGAGGGCAACAUGAAGUUCCGAUGUCAAAUGAAAUCUACGACUUCAUCAUCUUCCGAGGGAAAGACCUGAAGGACCUCACGGUACUCCAGGGAUUACCAUCGCACGACGUGCAAGCCAGGCCUCCGGCCACACCUGGCUAUGGGCAACCACCAAGCCGGACGGAGGGCUACAUGGGCAUGAGCAGUUGGAAUGGAGGUUUAGAAGAGGGUUUUGAAGAGCGUUUUGUGAGAGGCCACCAGACCUCCUACAACAAGCACAGCAUUGAGUAUGCUCGGUCGCCUGAGUUUGCAUGGCCUAUGCACAUGGCCAUUACCUUUGAGCUUGUGGUCCAUGGUAAGUAA
Messenger RNA from Durusdinium trenchii, 501 nucleotides. The record is from the annotation of a GenBank genome assembly. Lineage: Eukaryota; Dinophyceae; Suessiales; Symbiodiniaceae.